Messenger RNA from Paramecium primaurelia, 155 nucleotides. Lineage: Eukaryota; Ciliophora; Oligohymenophorea; Peniculida; Parameciidae. The record is from the annotation of a GenBank genome assembly.
AUGCUGCAUGAGAUAUAAGUGAAGAAUCAAAAUCAAUACAAUAAUAAUAUCUACAUGUUUCUCCCUCAAGUUUAAAAGAAACUGGAGGUAUGAUGUAGUUUGACACUUUAUCCUAGAGUUAUAUCUGUUUUCUAAGUCCAAGAGCAUCCAUAUGA